Messenger RNA from Aspergillus ochraceoroseus IBT 24754, 2621 nucleotides. RefSeq names its product putative TBC domain protein. The transcript has 3 exons. The record is from RefSeq and is a predicted model, not a curated record. The coding region runs from base 386 to 2614 and encodes 742 amino acids. Gene Ontology annotation, biological process: activation of GTPase activity. Lineage: Eukaryota; Fungi; Ascomycota; Eurotiomycetes; Eurotiales; Aspergillaceae. Gene Ontology annotation, molecular function: GTPase activator activity.
CUUCUUCUUCUUCUUCUUCUUCUUCUUCUUCUUCUUCUUCCCUUUUCACUCAUUCCACUCGUUUCUCUUGUCCUUCGCUUGCUUCAUCCCUCUCGCUCUCCCAGGUCUCCCUCCCCCCCCAUUCGCUCCUCCCUUUCCUUGUGUCUGUCGGUCUACAUCCCCUUUUUUUUAUUUCUUUUCCCGCCCUCGACCUCUUCUCUCCUGAUCCCUGGUGGAAUCCAACCUCCUCUCAACGGCCUUUCCUCCCCUUGAUCAUAAAUCGUGGUUUUAAUGGCGGUGGCCUUGAAAUAUUAAUACAAUUAGCGUCGGGCCCAGUCUUUCGUUUCUCUUCUUCGCCCUACUGAAUCAUUCCCGGCCUGAUACCCCGUUCCAACGCGACUUGACCAUGACGGCCGUUUACCCUGCGCCUAAUUCCCCCCCCGAGCUCUCCGGCUCCAAGUCCUCCAAAUCCUCGUCGUUUCGCUCUUCCUCACGCCCUUCCAGUCCCGACGGGUUCACCGACGUCUCCAACUUUGAAGAUAUCGGCCUGGGAGACGACGCCGAUCUGUCCUAUAUGCAAGCCUCUGCGGCCCCCUAUGGCCGGGCCCCGACGGCCAGAAUCAUCGGCAAGUCCCCCAUGACCACCACCCGCGAUCUUACCGCCUCCAAUCCCUCCCGACACCACCCCAAUGGAUUGCCGCCGAAGGGACGCUCGGGUCCCAAGCUGAUGACGGGCUCGCGCGAUUUGCAAGCGCCACGACCCCAGUCCCGGUCUCAUCGGAAUCGCUCCACGUCGCCUCUGCGACCGUCGUCUUCCUCUCUCACGUCGCCCUCGGCCCAGACCCUCGCUCCGUCCCCGUCCCCGUCCAGUGCCCGCACGCUCAACCGAAAACAGUCCUGGCAACCCAGUCGCAAAUCGCUCAAGGAGCUGGAAGAUGAAUACCAUGACUCGGAUGAAGAGCUACCGGAAGACGCCAGCCUCUGGAAUGUCCCCAUUUCGCCCCGGCCCAUGGAAGACCGUGCCCCCUCCAGAGAUCACAGCCCCAGUGGACGGAGCCCCGGUCCGCGUCCUUUCCCUCUUUCUCAUUCCGUUUCGGAGGCCUCGAUAGCCUCGUCCCCGGCACUCCGGUCUCCGGGCGUGCCUCGAGCAACCCGACCAAUGGUCCGAUCCAGCUCCGCCGGUCCGGAACGUGGCCAGAUCUCCCCUCGUAACCCGCGCAUCUACUCCUAUAAUAGUAUGAUGUUGGAUCUCUCUGAAGAAGCCAAGAACAUCACGCAAGCGCUAGAGUUCCAUGCGGACGAAAACGACCGGAAACGCGGCGAUGACCUGCAGAGCGGACUGUCUUCACUGCGGUCCAGCACCGAGUCAAAACGGGGCUCCAACAAGACUGUUGAGCUACCACCCCUGCAAAAAUCCAAUGUCAUGAUUGACCCAUUGCCUAUUAGCAAGGAAAAGGAGAAGGUUCUUUCCCGAACCCGACCUAGCUGGCUCCCUCCAAAGGACCAAAAAGAGGAACGCAAACAUUUGAAGGAGUAUCAGAAAAUGAUGGCCCAGUCUCGCGAAGCAGACAAACGUAGAGCCGCAAAGGCCGCCUCUGCCAAAUGUGAGCGAGACAACACCAGAGAUACCUUGCAGCAGAUCUGGGACGAUUACGUCUACCCCAAUUGGGACCAGGCUGUGAGUGAAACCCGUACCCGGGAGCUGUGGUGGCGAGGCAUUCCUUCCCGAAUUCGCGGAUCGACUUGGCAGCGUGCCAUCGGCAAUGAGCUGGCUUUGUCCGAGGAGACGUACAACAAGGCGCUCCAGCGGGCCAAAGAUGUCCGGGCCAAGUCUAGUGAUGCCGGGGAAAGUAGUAACAGCCGAGUGAUGGAGUGGUUUGACGCCAUUCAAAGCGACGUGUCCAACGCAUUUGCCGACCUGAACCUCUUUCAGGAAGGCGGGCCUCUGCGUGAUACGUUGGUUGAUGUACUCGAAGCGUACUCGAUGUAUCGAAGUGAUGUUGGAUACACGACCGGUCUUCAUACCAUUGCCGCGCUUCUUGUGCUCCAAUUUCCCACGCCGGCAUCCGCGUUUCUCGCCAUGGCCAAUGCGCUCAACCGUCCGUUACCAGUUGCGUUUAUGACUAUGGACUGCGGUGCUAUCAGCCGUACUUAUUCCCUCGCUUCUACAACGCUCCGCUACAAAUUUCCCCGGUUGGCUACGCAUCUCUAUGACACGCUCCGCCUGAGCGAUGAGGAGAUCUGGGACAGCAUGUUCCGAUCCCUGCUCUCGAACGGCCUGGACCUCGAGCGGAUCAGUCGCGUGUGGGAUUGCUGGGUGUUUGAGGGCGAUCGGAUUAUGAUCCGUGCGGCGGUCGCGGUGCUGGGCAGCCUGCAGGCGCAGCUGUUUGGAUUCACCAAGCCGGAUGACCAGAGUCGUCUGGCGGUUCGAAACAUCCUGGCGUGGGGCCCGCGAGAUGUCGGAACGAAACCCAAGGAGCGCCACAGUGCGCCGCCCGCAACUCUGACGGGCUUCGGCGGUGGUCAGCUGGCCAAUGCGGGCGUGGGAGACUAUUGGGUCCUGACCUCCGCUGGCGAUGAGGAUGGUUUCAUGAAUGAAGUAAGGGAGGCCGGUAAAGUACGGCCUGCCGCAUAAGGACCUU